Messenger RNA from Opisthorchis viverrini, 1140 nucleotides. RefSeq lists its product as hypothetical. Lineage: Eukaryota; Metazoa; Platyhelminthes; Trematoda; Opisthorchiida; Opisthorchiidae. Bases 1 to 1140 code for a protein of 379 amino acids. The record is from RefSeq and is a predicted model, not a curated record. The transcript is spliced from 12 exons.
AUGAUGAAUACGCUUUUGGAUAAUGUGAGCUUUGGUCACGGUAGCGAGACCUGUGCUUCGUUAACUGAUGGAGAUGAUGUUCAAGAUGAGCAAUUCAGUCUGUGUUGUCUCUGUGGAAUGUCAUUUACCACAAUACGAUCGCUGCACCUCCACAUAAGAGUUGUGCAUCAAGAAGUGGCUGACGCUUUCGAAUUUCCGUUCUCACUCGACACAUCUUCCCGAAAUGAUAAUGACAUUCCAUCGAGCUCGAUAGAACUCCAAUCUCUGUCAGAAAGUUCCGCCAGACCAGGACAAUCCGCCUCUUGCGAGAUCUGUAAAAAGUGUUUUCCUGGGCAGGCAAGUCUACGAGUUCACAAUGAAUCUAUGCAUCUCGGCAACAAAAACCCACAGUGCACAAUAUGUUUGAAAAAAUUCUCCACCCUAUCCUACUUGCGAAUGCAUAUCGCAACUGUCCACGAAGGCGUUAAAGCCCAUUCUUGCUCCAUAUGUGACAAAAGCUACACUCAGAAGCAUUCACUCAAGAAACAUCAAAUCACUGCCCACCCAGAUUAUUUUAUCUCCAUGGAAGACGCAUCACCGUCCCACGGACCUCAAAAUCGAAGAACUCCGCAUACUGUCACCGCGGCCUACACGUACAAUGCUGUCAGCCUCUUGCGAGGACUUUACUCCUCUGAUAGCCGUACACUAUAUCAAAUUAGCCAUAGUCAUCUCUCGCUGAAGCCCUGCUUUCCCUCUCUGUUGAUGUUUGUUGUGUUUCCAAAACACGCAUACCCCACUUUGUGCACCUCAAGCCGGUUAGGACGAGCUCAGAUGUUCCACAUUUUACCGCCUCAGGUAUUCUGUGAUCCUGGCUCAGCUGAAAGUGCCUCACUGGACUGGAUCCCAGUAAACAGUCUUCUUUGCGCUGUGAGUUGUCUAACUCGUUUAAGAUCAAUGCAAAUCGAUGCGGUAAAUUGCGUUUAUUUUUCACAUCAGCAUACGCCCCAACACUGCAGUUCUGAGACUAAGGAGGACGGGUUUUGUCAAUAUCUGUCACGACUGAUCCAGCCAGCAAGAAAAACGGAUAGAAUAAUCUUGGCGGGUGAUAUGAAUGCCGGAGGUGGACGACGGAGUCCGGAGGAAGCACAGUUAGGUGGCUGA